This is a messenger RNA of Mizuhopecten yessoensis (Yesso scallop), 1065 nucleotides long. RefSeq lists its product as uncharacterized. The transcript has a single exon. Bases 1 to 1065 code for a protein of 354 amino acids. Gene Ontology annotation, biological process: proteolysis. NCBI's taxonomy places the organism in Eukaryota, Metazoa, Mollusca, Bivalvia, Pectinida, Pectinidae. Gene Ontology annotation, molecular function: nucleic acid binding; zinc ion binding; aspartic-type endopeptidase activity. The record is from RefSeq and is a predicted model, not a curated record.
AUGGAAGAUAUUACUUGCUAUUUUUGUAAGGAAAAGGGACAUAUUAAAAGGAACUGCUCAAAGUUCCUUGAACGGGCAAAAGAUGGUAGAGUAAACAACCCGAAGGGCACUUCAGCAUUAAAAAGAUUGCAAAUGCGGAAAGAGCGGAGAGAUGCAAAUGUACCCAGGUCAAACAUAGGGGUUAGCUCUAUCGCCAAUGAAGCAGGCAUGUAUGUCCGGACUCAUGUUCAGGGUACUGAGGCAACAUGUCUUGUUGAUACAGGAGCGUCACUCUCUCUGUUGUCAGCUAAAUAUUACAAUAGCUUACCAGAUCAGAGUAAGCCAGCUCUGUCAGCAACUCAAUGUACGGUCGCAGCGGCCGGAGGCCGGGAUCUUGUCUUGCUAGGUAGAGGGAGGUUUGAUGUAAAAAUAGAGAAUGAUAUGUUCACCUUAGAACUGAUUGUGGCAGAGAUCAAUGUGGAGGGAGGAAUUCUCGGUCUCGAUUUUCUGGAAGCAGUAGAUGCAGUGAUCGAUGUGAAGCAGGAACGCUUACAAAUAAGGGGAAGAAAUGUACCUCUUGUGUUUCAAGGACCAUUUGGAUGUCAUAGGAUUUCAGUGGUUGAAACAGUUAGCAUCCCCCCUUGUACAGAAAUGAUUUUGCCAGGAAAGAUGUUGCAGGCAGGAUGCAAUAGGUAUAGUGGCUUAGGUAUUGUUGAACCGGCUGAGAAAUUCUUGAGUUCAGAGAGGGCAUUAGUGGCCAGGACAUUGGUACAAUGUAGGGAAAUGUUGCCAGUUCGUGUAAUGAACACCUCGGACGAACCGCAGGUUAUCUAUGCUGGGACAGUGGUAGGAGAGCUGUCGCCGGUAGGAAAAGUGUUUGAUACGUGCCGAACUUUGAAUACGACCAAGACGGGCGAUAAUACUGAGUUGCAAAACCUGUUGGAGAAAACAGUGCAAAAUCUCACUUCAGAGCAGGCUAAACAUGUGGACCAACUUCUAGGGGAAUAUACAGACAUUUUUGCGGUUUCUAAUAGCGACUUAGGGCGCACAGAUAUAGUCAGACAUGAGANGAAAUUCAAACUGUGA